This is a messenger RNA of Tarenaya hassleriana, 1585 nucleotides long. RefSeq lists its product as uncharacterized. The transcript has 5 exons. Lineage: Eukaryota; Viridiplantae; Streptophyta; Magnoliopsida; Brassicales; Cleomaceae. Bases 262 to 714 code for a protein of 150 amino acids. The record is from RefSeq and is a predicted model, not a curated record.
AGGAGAGGCAAAUUGCAUAAACAAAGUCAUGGAGAAGUGUGAAGUAGUGGCUUUAACAAGACAGUGAAGAAAGAUUAUAGGAUCCAGGGACCAAGAUUAUGUCUGCUCCUACUCCUUAGGACCAUUAUAUUAUCAACAGCAUAUCCAUAACAAGUCAUCAACAGACUGAGGGUUUCAGUGUUCAAGUAUCAGAAUCUCAGAAAGAAAUAUCAAGUUUUGCAUGAGAAUCAUAGAUAAUCACGGGGAAUUUCCAAGGAAACUAUGAACGUUUCGAGCUCGGGAAGAUCAUCGAUGAGGUCAUGGAGCAUAUACACGACGAGGGAUGGUUCAGGAGACAGAGAAGGGCCAUGGAGUUCAUCAUCAUCAUCAUCGAGCAUGGGGACGAUGACUACGUCUAUGAAUGCUAUUUCGUUCGGAUUCGUCGCGACGGCGAUCUUGAUCUCGAUGUUUCUGAUAAUGGCGAUCUUCGAACAUCUGUUUCGUCCCGACAAUUCCAGUUUCGAUUCGCCGCAUCGUAUGGAUCAGAACCCAGAUGGGUCCGCUGCCCAGUUCAUGAAGCUUCCAAAUCAGGCAGCCACGAUUCCGGCAACCAUGGCGGCGGAUGUGUCGGUGGUGAUGCCGGGGGCGGAGCUUCCAUCACACAUAGCCCUUCCGGCGCCGUUACCUUGCCGCCGGGAAGGCGUCAGAUGGCCGUCUCACCACUUCCCAUCUUGACAUAAUUUUUAUCAAUUUGCUCAUUGAUUCCUUUGUUAAUUUUUUUUUUUGUUUGUUACAUUUUAAGCUGCUGUAGGGAUUGUAACAUAAUCAGUAUUUGCAUUGGCUAUAUGCCAAACAUUACAAUCUUUGAGCAUCAUGCUUAGCAUAUUUUAACCCAAAAAAAAAACUAAAGAAAACAAACCUCUAGUUGGGCCUAAAAUCAGGCCCAAGAUGAAGCCCAUAUGCUUUGUAGGCCCAUUUUAUUUCUCGCUUCAAAGCUUCCCGUCGAAGCCCAACGGCAGGGGAAUUUAAAAUUUGAACAGCGCGGGGAGAGAGAGAGGCUGUUGGCAACGACGGCGAAGAAUCUGAAGGAUGUCUACAGGCAAAAGGAGAGCAAGGUCACCGGAGGUAUCUCGAAGCCCAAGCCUUCUUCCCGGAAAGUUUCUCUCAAACACUCGGGGACUCAGGGUUCCGAUGUUACCCAACCGGCGGCACUGAUUUCUCACGGCCUCAUCGAUUUGGACGACAAGAACGAGGGAAUUCGACAUGAACGUGGCUUAUGGUCCAUGCCUUGGGAUGACCAGACUGGCUCGAUAGGAGCGAGAUCGGCGUCUGGGAAUGAACCCUCCAAUGGAGAUAGAGAAGACCCUUUUGAAAGACAGGAAGAUUCAUCAACAAUGCCUGUGGGAUGGUCACAUCUACAUGCUCACUUGAGAUGACUUCAUCGUUCUUUGUUUUGUGGAUCAUGGGUUUGGAUGUUCAGCCACUGGCUGUGCUGUUUUUGGUAAGAGUUCUCGUGUGGAACAUAGAAUUGGGUUGACGAGGAUCUUUUUGCCUUUUAUGCUAAAUGUUUACCUUUGCAAUGAAACAGUCCAUGUUGCUAUUGUAA